This is a messenger RNA of Cuculus canorus (common cuckoo), 4122 nucleotides long. It is a transcript of the gene CHMP3, whose product is annotated as charged multivesicular body protein 3. The record is from RefSeq and is a predicted model, not a curated record. Gene Ontology annotation, cellular component: ESCRT III complex; multivesicular body. Gene Ontology annotation, biological process: late endosome to vacuole transport; endosome transport via multivesicular body sorting pathway; protein transport. The coding region runs from base 3025 to 3678 and encodes 217 amino acids. Lineage: Eukaryota; Metazoa; Chordata; Aves; Cuculiformes; Cuculidae. The transcript has 6 exons.
UUCAGCUUAGUGUUUUGCUGGCUGACUCUCUGGUUGAUGCUGUGUUGUGAGAACGAUGGGGUGUUUUUGUCAGAACUGGGAGUAGAAUAGCUUCAUCAGCAUAAAGGUGUGCUUGGGGUAAUUAGCCUUGAUUAGUUUACCCAAAGUGCUUAAGCCCUCAGCGUUGCUGCCUCUGCGCUGCAUUGUGCUGUGGUUUGUAGCCAUAUCCCUGGUGUCCUGCCUGAGGUCAGCAAUGCAACUUCUUCACUGGAAUGAUGUGGUUGUCUUGAUGGAAGUCCAUGGUGUUUCCUCCUCCUUUUAUACACAGAACUGCUGAUGAGUGUUGGGAAGACCAGGGAAUGCACAAGCAGCCAGUCCUGCCUAUAAGAGAACAGUCAUGUGAAGCAGCUUAUUCCUGGGCAGUGAUGAGCUCUCGGAGAGUUUUUUAGUGUCAGAGUUAGCAGGGAUUGAUGACAAUGUGUGGCCAGUCGUGGUUUAAUGAUGUCAUGUGCUGGAUUGAGCGUCACAGAAACUGAAUCUAUGAAUCCUGCUGCAGUCGUUUGAGAGUUGCAGAUUGUGCUUGUACAUGAAGGCUUAAUGCAUGCUGGUUUGUCCUAGAAUGCAAGUUGUGGAGCAAACCUCUGGAAGAUGUUAGAUUUGAGACAGUACAGUUGUCCAGCCAGAGUUCAGUCAUGCUUUACCUCAGCCUCUUCCGUUGGCUUUUCUCCCUCUGGUGUAGGUGUACUCAAAUGAGGGACCUUCUUAGACUUAUAUCAGGGCAAGGAAUGAAACUACAUGACAUUUUUUGCUCUGUUCUGAGGACCAAGAGGGGAGACUGCAGCUGGUCCUGCAAGGGGGUUUGGAUUUUUUUCCUGUAAUAAAACAGGAUUCAGCUAAAUGUACAGGAGCUUUCUGAAACCCCUUCAGAACUUCUGCACACCCAUAACAUGUAUACAUAGAGUUCUGCAGGGCUUCUGGGUUUGUUCUUUUUUCAGCAGAUUUUGUACUUGAGCAGUUGCUCAGGGAUGGUGGUGGUUGUCUCUGGUGGUUCUCUGUGGUCAAGAUGUGGUCUUGUUCAUCACAUUUCUGUUGGGACCAGUGAAAGUCUAAGAAUCCAUCUUGCUGGGCUGAGCUUGUGCACUGAAGAACACUCUUUUUGCAGUUCUGUUAUAAAGCUUAUUUAGGUAGACAGGACUUUUUAGUUGAAUAAACAUUUGCAUAAAAAUCAAGGUGAUUUUUGUAUUAAACUGUUCAUGCAGCCAACUAGACUGGAGUGACCUGUGCACGGGCAGGUGCGGUGUGCAAGCAGAUCUGUGAACUGGGCAUCAUCUUAAUACUUAAAUAUACUUAAAAUGCUUAAGUGUGUAUUAGAUACUGUGCAAAUCUGUGCUGCUGAUACUAAAAGCAGCAUCAGAGAUCCACAAGGAUUUCACACACUGCUCCUGUGCUAGUAUUCUCUUCCAAUUCUUGAUUCUGGUGGUUUACAGCCCCUCUUUGCUUCUCUCUUUACCCCAAGUGCUUCCAAUUGUCCAUUGAAUGUCUAGCCGCUGCUGCCUGCCUAAUGUCUCCCUUCCCCCCGAGAGGUGAUCGGAGCAAGUGGUGCUCCUCAUCAGCUUCUUGUGCUGGAGCAGCCAAGAGUUCUGGAACUGGGAGAGCUUGGUAGGUCCUAGGAACAUAGAGGGGGUGGCAGUGUUUGAACCCCACCAAAGGCAGGGAGAGAGAAGCUGGAGGGCAGAGCUGCCGUGUAGAGGGACCUCAGCAAGCAGGAGGAACAGGCCGACAGGAACCUCAUGAUCACAGAAUGGUUUGGGUUGAAAAGAUCUAAAAGAUCAUAUAGUUCCAAAACACCUCCCACUGGAUCACGUUGCUUAAAGAGAAAGACCUUAUUGCUCUCUACAACUACCUGAAAGGAGGUUGUAGAGAGGAGGGUGCUGGCCUCUUCUCCCAAGUGACAGGUGAUAGGACAAGGGGCAGUGGCCUCAAGCUCUGCCAGGGGAGGUUCAGACUGGAUAUCAGGAAAACAUUUUUCACAGAAAGGGUCAUGGGGCACUGGCAGAGGCUGCCCAGGGAGGGGGUUGAGUCACCAUCCCUGGAGGCAUUUAAAAGACAGGUAGACAAGGUGCUCAGGGACAUGGCUUAGUGGCAGAUAGAAAUAGUUGGACUCGAUCCAAGAGGUCUUUUCCAACCUGGUGAUUCUAUGAAAGCCCCAUCCAACCUGGCCUUGAACACCUCCAGGCAGGGGGCAGCCACAACUUCUCUGGGCAACCUGUGCCAGUGCCUCAUCACUCACACAGUAAAAAUGUUUUUCCUAAUACUUAAUUAAAUUUUCCUUCUUUCAGUUUAAAACCAUUCCCCCUUGUCCUAUCCCUGCAUUUCCUGAUAAAGAGCCCCUCCCCAGCUUUGUUGUAGCCCCCUUGCAGUACUAGAAGGCUGCUCUCAGGUCUCCCUUAGCCUUCCCUUCUCUAAGCUGAUGUUGAAUGAUGCAAGGUUGUGCACAUGGGAGAACAAUCCCCGCAGACAGGGAAGUGCAUCCUGGCCUUGGCUGUGCAGCAGCUCUGCAGGAAAGGACCUGGGCUUCCCAUGGAUAAUAAGCGUGAGUUAGCAGGGCAUCUUAGUAGCAAUGAGAACAAACUGGGCUGCAUUAGCAAGUUGUAAUCAUCAUGUUGAGGCAAAGGGUUGUUCAAUUACUCUGCUACAUUUGGCAUUAAUGAGGCCACACCUGCAAAACAGUGUCUCAGCUUGGGCAGCCGGUGCAAACUGGAGAGUGUACAGUGUACAGAAGGCCACCAAGAUGGUAAAGGAUUGGAGCCCACAACACAGGAAGAGAAGUUGAAGGAAUUGGGCUCAUUUUAGCUUGGAGAAGGGAAUGUGAAGACGCAAGGGCCUUUCACUGUCUUUAAAGGUGUUGUAAUGAGGACAGAGCCAGGUACUUUUCAGAUGUGCCAAGUGACAGGAAAGGGGCUAGAGCUCCAUGUGGCUGGAAAAGAAUUUUGAAUUGGACACAAGGAAAGGUCUCACCGCAGGAGUGACUGAGUGCUGGAAUAGAUGCCUAGAGCAGCUGGGAAGCCUCUCCGCUCAAAACUCAGCGUCAAUGAAUGGUCCUUGAAGAUAAGGAAAGAAAUGAGAGUGAUUGAUAGACAGAUCAGAGAUAUCCAGAGAGAAGAGGAGAAGGUGAAGCGGUCAAUAAAGGAUGCUGCCAAAAAGGGUCAGAAGGAUGUGUGUGUAAUCUUGGCGAAGGAACUGAUCCGCUCUCGAAGGGCCGUAAGCAAACUCUACGCAUCCAAAGCUCACAUGAACUCUGUUCUCAUGGGGAUGAAGAACCAGCUUGCUGUCCUGAGAGUAGCAGGUUCAUUGCAGAAGAGCACAGAAGUCAUGAAAGCUAUGCAAAAUCUGGUGAAAAUCCCUGAAAUCCAAGCAACGAUGAGGGAGUUGUCCAAAGAGAUGAUGAAGGCUGGUAUCAUAGAGGAAAUGCUGGAGGACACCUUUGAAAGCCUGGAGGAUCAAGAGGAAAUGGAAGAGGAAGCAGAGAUGGAGAUUGACAAAAUCCUGUUUGAAAUUACAGCUGGAGCCUUGGGUAAAGCACCAAGUAAAGUCACAGAUGAUCUUCCAGAGCCGGAACCCAUGGGAGCAGCUGCUGCUGUUGAUGAGGAGGAAGACAUCGAGGCGAUGCAGUCGCGGUUAGCUACACUCCGUAGCUGAGGAUGGACCCAAGGUGUACAGUUUGCCUUUCUCUUUUUUGUUUUUUUGAGAUGGGAUAUUCUAUCCUACCUUCAAAAUGCAAAACUUAAUAUGUGAGAGUGCUUUAUUUAAUAUAUAUAUAUAUAUAUGUAUAUUUUCUUCCCGAGGAGUGUAUUCUCCAAGAAACGACUGUGGUUGAUUGAUACACUUCUUGGGGAGUGUAGUCUGUAGAGACCGUCUUGCCCUUUCCUGUCUGAUCCAUCUGCCCUGUGAGAGGCUCUGGUUCAGUGGCAAUGGUUGUGUCACAUAAUGUCUUUUUACAUAUAAAGUCCUGAAACCCAUUCUUGGCUUCAAGAACAGUCUCUCCCUAAAGGCACUUAACCUGCUACCAACAACUACCACUUCAGAUCUUUGUUUUUCUGAAUCACUACAGAUUUUAUUAAAGCUGCUUUUACCAGUUGCUUC